CCUAAGCGUCCCCGCCCUGGAGCUAGAAAGUGCGCAUGCGCCAGACGGUUUUCCCGCCCAAUUCUCCAGAGAGGCGACAGGACCUGCUGACGACGUCGACCUUGAUUGAGAACCAAGCCUAAUUUUCAAAGAUGCUGAAUUCAAAAGAGUGCAUGUUUUCGUUUAACAGUUUGUUUUUUGACGGACCAGAUGAAUCGGAAACGUAUCUUAACAGUGAAAAAACAAGUUGGUAUCUUCCACCACCUCCACUGAUUUCUGAAAUUCCAGACACUCAAACGUUGAAGGAAGAAUUGAGAGCACUGAAUCCAUCGGACCAGGAAGAAAACCAGAGAAGGUUUUUCAUAACUAAUGAAAAUACAGAUUGUAUAUCACCAACGCAAGAGUCUCAGUUGUACAUUUCCCCUAACAAGUACGAAGAAAUUGAACAGAAUUUAGGAGAGAGACAUAAAGGUGAUUUGCCACUUACUUCUUCCAAGCUGACUUACAACUAUGUCCAAGAUAAAUAUGAAAAUCAGAAGAGUACUCUGUCACAACUGGAGAGAAAUUAUCCAAAUACAACAUUAAUGGAUUUUCCAGGAGAAGAUAAGAAUCGGAGCGCUACAUUCCCAAAAAGAUUGUUUGAAGCAUCUAACUAUACCAGUGAAAAUGUGGAAUAUGAGAGUCCUACUAUGAAUUUUCAUAUCAGCUCAAUGAAAGAUUCUGAAACAGAGGUGAAAGAAGAGUUAUGGAGAGGGAGUAAUACUAAAAAGGCCCUCCAGUAUUCAUAUUUGAAUCCACUCCGUGCCAAGCAUAUUCUUCCCGAUUCUGAAACUGGAGAUGAUAUUUUCAAAACCCAAUCAUUUAAAGAGGCUUCAAAGUCAUUUUGUCCACUAGGAGCAGUGGGAAAAGAUCUAUGCAGAUUGCGGUCCGUUUCAGAAAUCCCUGCACAAUUUAGGAAUAUUUUCAAAGAAUUCCCCUAUUUCAACUAUAUUCAGUCCAAGGCUUUGGAUGAUAUUUUUUACUCUGACAGGAAUUUUGUGAUUUCUGCUCCAACUGGUUCUGGGAAGACCGUGAUAUUUGAACUAGCCAUAACGAGGUUAUUAAUGGAACUACCUAUGCCAUGGCUGAAUAUUAAAAUAGUUUACAUGGCACCUAUAAAAGCCCUGUGCAGCCAACGCUUUGAUGAUUGGAAAGAAAAAUUUGGCCCCAUAGGCCUGAACUGUAAAGAAAUUACCGGAGACACAGCCAUGGAUGACCUGUUUGAGAUUCAACAUGCCCACAUUAUUAUGACAACUCCGGAAAAAUGGGAUAGCAUGACGCGAAAAUGGAGAGACAAUUCCAUGAUCCAGCUGGUCCGGCUUUUCCUUAUCGACGAGGUUCACGUUAUAAAAGAGGAAAACCGUGGUCCCACUCUUGAAGUAGUCGUCAGUCGGAUGAAAACUAUACAGUCUGUGUCUCGCCUCUCGGAAAACACUGACACGGUUUUACCUGUGAGAUUUGUCGCUGUGUCCGCAACCAUCCCGAAUUCUGAAGAUAUUGCGGAGUGGCUGUCCGACGGGAAGAGACCCGCCGUGUGCCUGAAAAUGGACGAGAGCUGUCGACCGGUGAAACUUCGGAAGGUGGUCCUUGGCUUUCCCUGCAGUAAUCACAAGACGGAGUUUAAAUUUGAUCUGAUGCUCAACUAUAAGAUUGCCAACGUCAUCCAGACCUACUCCGAUCAGAAACCGGCACUUGUGUUCUGUGCCACGAGGAAAGGAGUGCAGCAGGCCGCAUCCGUUCUUGCAAAGGAUGUCAAAUUUAUCAUGUCCGUGGAACAGAAGCAAAGGCUUCAAAUUUGUGCCAAUUCAACAAAAGAUUCAAAACUGAGAGACCUCUUAAUGUGUGGAGUGGGUUACCAUCACGCUGGCAUGGAACUGUCCGACAGAAAACUAAUCGAAGGAGCUUUUACAGUUGGAGAUUUGCCGGUUCUCUUUACUACCAGCACCUUGGCUAUGGGAGUAAAUUUGCCAGCUCACCUCGUCGUAAUCAAGUCCACCAUGCAUUACGUUGGAGGAAUGGUAGAAGAAUACAGUGAGACGGAUAUUCUGCAAAUGAUUGGUAGGGCUGGCCGACCUCAGUUUGAUACUACAGCUACCGCAGUUAUCAUGACGAGAAUGCAUACUAGAGAGCAAUACAUGCAGUUACUAACUGGUGCCGAUACAAUAGAAAGCAGCUUGCACAGGCACCUUAUUGAACAUUUAAAUGCAGAAAUCGUACUGCGUACCAUCACUGAUGUGAAUAUAGCUUUGGAAUGGAUAAGAUCUACAUUUCUGUAUAUCAGAGCUCUGAAAAAUCCCGCUCAUUAUGGGUUUUCAUCUAGUUUGGAUAAAGUUGGAAUAGAAGCCAAAUUACAAGAGCUGUGUUUGAAGGACCUGAAUGCUUUAUCUUCUGCAAACUUAAUCAAGAUGGAUGAAGACGUUAAUUUCAAGCCAACUGAGGCGGGAAGACUAAUGGCUUGGUAUUAUAUCGCGUUUGAGACGGUGAAGAAAUUCGGUACAAUGAAUGGGACGGAGACUUUAUCAGACCUGGUAACAAUGAUAUCCAGCUGCAAUGAAUUCCUGGAUGUGCAAUUAAGGAUCAAUGAGAAGAAAACACUGAACACUCUAAAUAAAGACAAGAAUAGAAUAACUAUCAGGUUUCCAAUGGAAGGGAAAAUAAAGACGAGGCAAAUGAAAGUAAAUUGUCUUAUUCAGGCACAGCUAGGAUGCAUUCCUAUACAAGAUUUUACUUUGACGCAAGAUACGGCUAAGAUUUUCAGAAAUGGCACGAGAAUUACAAAAUGGUUGUCAGAUUUUCUGGCGACAGAGGACACCAAGUUUUCGGCAUUAUUGAACAGUUUGAUUUUAGCUAAGUGUUUCAGGUCCAAACUCUGGGAAAACUCUCUUCACGUAUCCAAACAACUGGAAAAAAUUGGUGUGACCUUAUCAAAUGCAAUGGUAAAUGCAGGCCUGACUUCGUUUAGAAAAAUAGAAGACAUAAAUGCAAGGGAACUGGAAUUGAUUUUAAAUAGGCAUCCUCCCUUUGGAAACCAAAUAAAAGAUACUGCGAUGCAUCUGCCUAAAUAUGAACUUGAAGUCGAGCAGAUUACGAAAUACGGUGAGACGGUGGCAGAGAUUUUAGUGACUGUCAUAUUAAGCAACUUUAAGCAGCUACAGACAAAGCGAACGGCACCAGAUUCUCACUAUGUAACCCUGCUCAUAGGAAAUGCAGACAAUCAAGUGGUCUUUAAGCAGAAAAUUAUGGAUUCUGCUUUGCUAAAAACUGGAAAUUGGACUAGGAAGCUUGAAGCCAAAAGAGCCCUUAAAUCUGAAGAUCUUAGCAUAAAUCUUAUUAGUUCUGAAUAUGUUGGACUCGAUAUUCGGCAGAAGUUUACUGCCUUUUACUUGGGCCCCAAAGUGUUUGGAUCCCGAACGGUUAUGCCCCGCAAAUCUGAAACCGAGCCUUCCCAGAGCAGACAUUCAGUUGUAUCUGCACCACCAAGAGUUGAUGCGGGAGGGACGUGUAACAAAAGCAUCUCCUGCAAGAAAUCUGGGACCAGAGAAUGCAACCAUCCCUGUAAAAAUAAAGAUACGUGUGGACAUGAUUGCUGUAAAAUUGGAGUUUCAAAGAAGGCAGAGGCGAGAGGGGACUUUAAGUUUUCCUCCUACCUGAUUGAUUUAAGAAAUAGGAAUUCAGGUUCCUCGGUUCCCCCGGCUAAACGCCUCAAGAUGCAGAUGACUGAAUCACAAAAUAUGAAUCUUAAACAAUUUGGGUUUUGCCCUAAAUCUUCACUUCCGAGGUUAUCAAGGACUGAAUGGGCACAGAUUCCUGAAGCUCCUUCAGCAGAACAGUGGGAUCGGCCUGAAUUCUGUGGAAAGUCUCAGUCACAACCGUAUCUGCCAUCUGAAUACGAUAAGUCGUCACUGCCACCUGAGAACUACGAGAUGAGGAGAUAUUCUGCAACUUCAAGGGAGGAAAACUCUCAAGCCACAAUUUCAAAGAGAAAUCUAAACGAAUCUGUAAUGCAUAACUUGACAGGCUCAGAUAAAUGCAAUCCUCAGUUGGCUGUGACCUUUGAAUUAGGAGAUGAAGUUUGGGAUGAUUUUGAUGAUGAAAAAUUACUACGUGCGUGCAACUUUUUAGAUGACACGGAGAGUACGGAAACUUCAGGAUCUGGGAAUACCUUCUUUCAAAGCGGUAAAGGGUACAAGAUGCCCCUCCAGAAGACGCAGAGCACAGUCCAAGGGGAAGUUUCAAACUGGGAAGUUUCAAACAGUGUCUGCACGGCACGAGAACGGUCAGAUGCCCUUUGGCAGACAUCCGUCUUUUCCUUGUUUAAUCCGACCUCCAAAGAAGAUCCGUCUCGGCUGCCCGGCAUCACAAGCACUCCCUACUUCCAGGAGAGAAAACUGUCUCCAAUUCCAGAGGUGGAAACUGUGAAGAUUAUUCCUCCCUGGGAGAAGAGCUCCAACUCUUUUCAUUUCGACAGAGAAGGAGACUCUUUCGUUUGCGGCGGCGAAGGAGGAAAAGAAACUGAUCUCAGCGUAUACCAUCCCGAUGACGAGACUAACGCUGAGACUUCUGCUGGAAUAUUUGAUGGAAUCUUCUAAAACGAGUAAAUGUAUUAGCUGCUUCGUGCGUGGUGACGGCAAAGCCGAAAUAACCAUUCGACAGAAGAAAUAUUUGUAUUAGUUUACCGGAGAAAUAUCGAGUAUUCGUUCCUGUCAACUUUCCUCUUAAAUGUCGAUUAGUUUCACUGUGUUCAUUAUGACUUUAUUUCAAACAUUUAAAUUACACUCUUGGAAUAUUUUGUUAAAUAUUUUGUUAAAUAUUGGCUUCAUUUUUACAUUUAACUAAGGGCAAUAAUUUGGAAAAGCGGAAUGUUCAUUCAGUAAACUUUGUAAUUGGAGGAUAUUAUUGUCCUCCGUUUCAUUAAAUAAAGCUCAAUCUAGCCAUUUGAAUCUCA
Messenger RNA from Ornithorhynchus anatinus (platypus), 4963 nucleotides. RefSeq names its product helicase for meiosis 1 (gene HFM1). NCBI's taxonomy places the organism in Eukaryota, Metazoa, Chordata, Mammalia, Monotremata, Ornithorhynchidae. Gene Ontology annotation, molecular function: nucleic acid binding; ATP binding. The coding region runs from base 132 to 4607 and encodes 1491 amino acids. The transcript has 39 exons. The record is from RefSeq and is a predicted model, not a curated record.